Molecule: messenger RNA, 2133 nt
Organism: Aspergillus udagawae
Lineage: Eukaryota; Fungi; Ascomycota; Eurotiomycetes; Eurotiales; Aspergillaceae
Product: DUF4246 domain-containing protein
Exons: 1
Coding region: 1-2133 (710 amino acids)
Source: RefSeq, a predicted model, not a curated record
AUGCCUUUUGAACUCAGCAAUCGUAGCGAUGGCCCGCUACGUGUUCCUGGGAUAAAUGGAAUCCCUUUAGAAUAUGAGUUACCCGUCGGUCAGCGUUUCGCAUAUGGGGUGGCCGACUGGCGGCGCGAUCCGCGGUUGACAAAGCCUGAAAUGUCGAUGCUUCAUUUCAUGGAGUAUGUCACAGAACAGCCUGGCUGGGAAUCUGCUAUCGAAUCGGAUGGGUUAAUAACUGAACAAUGGCAUCAAAAGGCUUUCUGCACGUUCGAUCUCACUUCAAGGGCGUGGGAAUGGUGCCUAGCCGAGCUACAAGUUAAAGCCCGGGAGUCCAAACGGACCGGUUACGUUAUUAUCAAAGACGGCGACUCACCUGUUGCCAAAUCGGACAGAUUACUGUCGUUGAGUCUCCUGCAAAAGUUACAAAAGGGAUUGCAACCACUGCUCGACGAUUGGACCCCGUUGUCUGAUGAAUUGGGCAAUUCCAGUCCGCUACGCCAUUUAGUGGAUCCCUCGUUGCAUCCCUUGGUGUAUGAGCGGACCCAUGUCCUUAUUGAUGGCGGACGACACUGGCUUGAUCCUUCCGGGCCCUCACCUCAAACCAGCGUUCGAAAAAUUCCUCGACCGACGAUACCCCGUAAGGAUUCCUUUGAUUUUCUCACACCAAAGACUUACUAUGAAAACCCGUAUGGCCAUAGAGACGAUGAGCGAGGAGAAAUAAAAGCAACUUUCUUCUCUGACAAGUUUCAGUGGCUUCCUUGCGAAGUGGAAUUCCCAGACGGACCUGGUCGCCCGAGGAUUACCUCUUACAUCAAUAACCUUCCCUGGGUUCAGGAUGGAGCAUACAAAGCCUUUGAAGAGCUCCUUGCUCAGGUUAUUCCUCUCUGGAACGAGGUAUUGGUCAUUGGAAAACAAGGAAGGAAGCCAAUGCGAAUUCGUACUUAUGAUAUUCCCGAGCGUCAUAGAGAGGAAAGACUUCAGAAGCGGACUGAUUUGCACCCGUUGUACCGUUCUCCAAGGUCAGCCUUCACCGACGAACAGUGGAGUGAGCUUUGUGCUAAAGUCAAGUCGUACCUUGCCCUCCCCGAAUAUGACAAUCUGAAGGGCCUCCGUGUGCACAAUUCGCCAGACAAAUUCCCAGCCGAUAUUUUCGGCAGCAUGACGACUAAACAGUGGAACUCGCCCAAAACGUUGACCAAAGUUAUGGAGGAGAAGUUUCGCCGUAGGAAUAUCUAUGAACUUCCCGAGCCAGGCAUUAGUUUCACAUACGACGAAUGGAAGCGAGGAAAAAACACCAGUCAGCCGGUGAUGCCUCGUGUGAACGUCUCUGAACCUAACGAGCCUUUUGACCCAAUUCUCGACCAUGAGUACUACAGCAUCAACCUGCCAGGUAUUGGGGAUGGUCUUCAGGUAAUUUUCAAAGUGUCUAGCGUUGAUCUGACGCCUGAGAGACCUUCCUACGAGGGAGACUCGGACUUCCAAGUGGCCGGUAUGUUGAAUGAGCGAAUUGUGGCGACUGCUGUGUGUUUCUAUGAUGUUGAGAACAUCGGAGGGGCCCGAAUCUCCUUUCAACAAGAGGCCCGCAUGAACGAAUACGAGUUCAACUUGUUUUACCCGGAGAUGAUCGAACUGGCUUGGGAUAUUCCACAUUGGGAUUACUCUGCGAAUCCACCUCCACCUCCUCCGCAAGCCCUUCAGGAUCUCGGUUCCAUUGCCACUACCAACAAUGGCCGGUUACUCGCCUGGCCCAACACCUUGCGUUACAAGGCUGAACCAUUCUCCCUGCUUGAUUCUUCGAGACCAGGCCACCUUCGCUAUAUUACGAUUCACCUAGUUGAUCCUCACUACCGGAUCUGCUCCACCAGAAACGUUCCUCCUCAGCAGCAUGACUGGUGGCUCAAGGCAAGGGAGAUGUCCAAUAAUCUCCAUGGAGCACCACUGCCGGACGUCAUGGAUACGCUAGGUCUGCAGAUGGAAGUCUUGCCCAUGACUGUACAGGAGUCUCUUGAGGUCCAGAAGGAAACAGAUUUAGAGAGAGAAACAGCCAUGGGCAAGUUACGUAGUCGCGUUGCCACGGGGGACUACAUGUUCGAAGAUUUUCUAGUAAUCGCAACUGACGGUUUUCCUCCAAAAAAAUAG